AUGGCGGCGGCUAAGCUGGGAAGACUUGCAGUGAAAAACACAGCGUUUUUACUUUGUGAUAUUCAAGAAAAAUUUCGUCCUUCGAUUAUAUAUUUUCCGGAGAUCAUCAAAGUUGCUCAAAGAAUGGUAAGAAGCUUUUGAUUAUUUUAUUUGAUCAAGGGCCUGCACCAAGGAAAUGUUUCGCAAUUAUUCCGUCGUAUUACUGUCCAUUCUACUGCGCUUUUUGCACAUUUUUAGUGACAUGUCUAAAAAGCUGUGCGAAGGAAAGCCAUACCGUGAGAGUCAAGACUCUCUUAAAGGUUUCUAGUCACCGACUUGAUAGCUCCUGCUAGGAACCAAAAAAUUGAUGAUUCUUAGUAUUGUAGAUUAAUUAAACCAGUUGAUACCCUGCGUGCCAGAGGCUUUUCAUGCGCGAAAAAGAAAAAGAGACCCGCGCGAAAAGCCUAUGGACCAGAGCGCCAUCCCUUUGAUAGCGCUGAGCCAUCAACCCUGCUUAUACCAAAACCCCCAGAAUUUGGAUGUUUUGCUGAUUGGUUCCUUUGAGAUGUCGAAUGUUUCAAAUGCUCUGAUUGGAUUACAGUCACAAUAGGCGCGUGAUCAGGACGAAGGUGGUUUGAAAGUGACAAAGAUCAAAUGCAAACAAUCCAUCUCGAGUCACGUAUGUUUUUGCCUUUUGGAAGAGAAUUGGAAAUAUCAGAUGGCUGUACGAACAAUAGCCAAAGUCAUCAGAACAUUUGAUGGUGUGGAGGGAAUAAGUGCAGAACAAAAAGAGGGCAUUGUAAAUUACGUUCAAAGGAAAGACAUUUUGGCAGUCUUGCGGACCGGCUAUGGAAAAUCACUGGUCAUCACUGCUGUUCCAGUUACUACCUGGUAUAUGCAGUGUGUAAAAGAGGGUCAUUAGGUAACACAUGAGUUUUAUCCUGUGCCAAAAUGAUGCUUGUUCCAAUGAAUUUUUUCUCUAGCGGUAGAAUUUGCUCUGGUGGGUUCUACGUUUUGACUGAGCAAAUGUGCAUUUCUUUUUGCAGCUUGUUUCAUACUGAGAGGUCUUGACAAGCAUAUUGAUUUUCUGCGGUUUAAAUUUUUGGUCGGCAUAAUUUGCCCUCUAAUGCAAGAGCAUUUUCUUUGACCUCUUUUGAAAUGUGAACUCCCUCUUUGUGGCUAAAUAAACUUGUAGGUUGGUUAAUUUUCUCCAAAGUGCCUCCUUGAUCUGAGUAACUAAAAGCAAUGUUUUUUGUCCGUGAAUGUAAGUUUUCGUGCAAUGUUCUGUCACACUGGGCCCAACUCGUCAGUAGUUUUUGCAGGAUGUCAAAUUCUCAGGGAUACUGAUUUACAGAUCCCAAUUUUGAAGAAUGAACAGCAGCUUAAACUAAAGCUACAUAAAUUAUGGAUAACUGCACUGUGACUCAUUCAAGAUUGCUCAGACUUUAAGCAAUGAUUUUUAAACUCCAGCUUGUUUUUCUAAAUAUAAUAUGACUCUUUGGGCUGAAGUGCAUUGUUCCUGCCUUGGUAAUUACUUUUCCAUUACCUUAUUCACAAUAUCUGCCAUCUUCCCAUGCAUUUUUGGAGGGAUGAGAUGAAAGUAAUGUCACAUGGGGGAAGGGGGGGGGGGCGGCGGGGGGUAUGGCUAAACACUGCCCACCCUGAGCUUGCGUCAAUAAGUAGCUGUGCUUUUCUGAUUAGCCCUUAACUAUUUGCUGCUUUUCCAUCAGUUUGCAUAGCACAUAAGAUUGGCAACAUGAAGGGCCAUUUUCUGGCUAAAUGGAUGCACAUAUUUCAAAAUUUGGACUUCUUUGGGAAUCUAUUGCCAACAUAACAAUAAUGGAAAUAAGUUGUUUUGUUACCACCCUUGGUCUUCUAAAAAAUUUCAGUUUAAUGCAUUCACAUUCCAUAAGCAUAAGUUUACACAUUAUUUUUUCGUACAGGUUGCAGCAGCAAACAUCUUGAAAAUACCAGUCAUUGCAACUGAACAGGUACUAAAUCAGCCCUGUAACUGUGUCAGUUGUGUAGUACUAACACCUCACUUUACAGUAAAUAAGUUUUUAUUUCCCUUGCAAGAGCUUGGGAGAAAGAAAAUGUACUUUACUUCAAGGUAGUAAGAGAGUUAAAGGAGCUCUGCCGCAAAAUUUAUCAAAUUUUAAUAAGUCCCAGCCGCCACCAAACUGAGUGAAACAUAAAAAUAGCCACUCAAAAAAUUAAAAGAAGGUAUGAACACACAGCAAAUAUGAAAGAAGGCACAGAUGGAGAAACGUGUGGAAGAUUAAAAUGGAUUGGAACUGUUGUUUUUUGAAAACUUGUUAUAAACAAAAAGAUUUAUUUCACUCAGCUCCGUUUACAUGUGAUUCAGAUAGAUAAAGAAAAAGAGACAAAUAAAUACAAUUUUUUUAUUACAUAAGUGAAGAAUAAAAAUUGUAGUCACUUGGUAAGGAGCAAGUUGGGAUCAUCCAAAUAGCAAAGGCUAAUCUAGUGGAUGAUAGCCUAACAGUUUUUCAAAGCUUUACUUUGUUAUUGUAAUUUUGAUAUUAUGCUUGGGAAACAUAUUUGUUGGACAAGAAUUAAGCUGUUAUUUUGUCAUUUGAAAGUAAUUUCUUCUCCUUCACUAAGCUUCAUAGCGAAUAAAGAUGCAUAAUAGGUCAUUUGCACAAUGGCAUCAUUUUACUACUGUGACAAGAAUCCUUUUCGUUUUUCCUUUCUUAUUCAAAUUUGGUACUCCCAGCAACGUUUAAAUAACAAAACCCCUAAUUUGCACAAGAAAGCAAAUCCUGAAAGAUUCUGGUCGUAGCAGUAAAAUGAUGUCAUUGUGGAAUUGGCCUAUUAGCAGUACUAUAAAAAUCUAGACAGCUGCAUCACAGCCUCUUUAAUGUCUUGCUUAUAUGUUGUUAAUUGUCUUUUUUUUUUCUAAGUAUCCCAAAGGACUUGGCAAUACAGUAGAGGAGAUUGACACCAGUCCUUUUAAGGAGCGUGUUUUUUCCAAGACAAAGUUUUCCAUGGUCAUUCCUGAGGUGGAAGAACAGCUCAAGCAACUGAAUGUUGAGAAUGUUGUGUUGAUGGGUAUUGAGGUAUGCUCAAUUUGUAGUCAACAAAAAUAGUACCAUAAAGUUCUCUUAUCUAAUUGUGCCUCUGCAGAGCCAAGAAAAAAAAGCUUUUGGUUUGAUAAAAUUUGAAUGUUGACACUCUAGUUUGAAUAGUUAGGGAAAUGUCCAGGUAAAGCAUCAAACUACUUCUUAGUGAAUGUCAAUACCUGUAGCCAUUUGCUUUUUUGCAAUGACUACAAUAGUAUGUCUUUUUAAUAAAAAUGACAUCCAAUGUGUAACUUACCAGGAGAAAAAUUAUUAAAUUACAGACUGAAGUAGUGCAGUGUGAUGACAAGAGUGGGUUUGGCAAGUGCGGGUGAAAAAGAUAUCAAAACUUGUGUCAUGUCCAUUAUAUGAUUUCUUUUACCAUCAGCUAUUGUGGUCAACUGUUGUGUCAGUUUUCUCAUACGUUUUGUGGGAUUUUUUUCACGAUUAAGUAAAAAGGUGAGCAAGUAAGGAGGGUUGUCCAAUAAACACGAACUGAGUCCAGUCAUCUAAGUGCUAAAUUUUACUUUUAAGUUUAUAUAUAUACAGUUUCAUGACUGUCAUACUCUAAAUGCUCUGCACGCAAGCAAAAUUGCUUGGACAUAUGGAAUCUACUAGGCUGCAUUUCCCAAACCAAUAGAACUUGUAGUUACCAAAAAAUAUAGUAAAUUAAUAGGAGACCACGAAGAAUUAAAAUUACAAGGUUAGUUUUGUUUAUAUAGUAAAUGUGUUUCUUGGUAGAAAUUGAUCAAUUACAUGUAGAUGUACCCCUUUGUUGCCUUGUACUGAACUAUAAAAGCAUAGUGAAUUUAUUGCUUUUAGACGCAAGUUUGUGUUCUACAAACCACAAUGGACCUUCUAGAGAGAAACUAUAAUGUUCAUGUGUUAGCUGAU
Messenger RNA from Porites evermanni, 3950 nucleotides. Lineage: Eukaryota; Metazoa; Cnidaria; Anthozoa; Scleractinia; Poritidae. The record is from the annotation of a GenBank genome assembly.